Coregonus clupeaformis (lake whitefish) is the source of this 3500-nucleotide messenger RNA. RefSeq names its product smoothelin-like protein 2. The transcript is spliced from 13 exons. Gene Ontology annotation, biological process: actin cytoskeleton organization. Gene Ontology annotation, cellular component: filamentous actin; microtubule organizing center. The coding region runs from base 589 to 2751 and encodes 720 amino acids. NCBI's taxonomy places the organism in Eukaryota, Metazoa, Chordata, Actinopteri, Salmoniformes, Salmonidae. The record is from RefSeq and is a predicted model, not a curated record. Gene Ontology annotation, molecular function: protein binding.
UUACUCCCUCCUCCCCCUUAUUCCCCUAAUACAGAGAUGAACCUGCUCACAAGGCUGGUGGUUAAAGCAGAGCUGCACAGCAUACAGAACACACACAAUAAAGCAAUUCUCAUGACAUUACUUUAGAGGUGUGUGGAUGCACUCCACACAAACAAACAAACAAACAAACAGACACAUACACACAUGAACACACUGCUAUAAACAUACACACGUGGGGACUGGACUACUCCACUACUGGACCUCUCCCUCUGCAGGACUCUCCAAAAGAACCACAGAGCCUAGAAAUAACAGCUCUUGUCCUCUGUGGAAGUGAGCGAGUCUGACUGUGUCGAGACUGAAAGACCUCUGUGGAGUUUAUUGACUUGGCUGCUUAGCAAUCUAUCUUCCAGCACAGUCCUCCUUUAAAACUAUUUUAACUGUACUGGGAAACGGUUAUAGAACACCUUCUAAAACUCCCCCCUUCUAAGACCUCUCUGUGGUAUUAGAGAAAGAUCAAUCCCUCCUUUCAUCACCUCCUCUCAGCAGCGCAGGCAGGAGAAACGGGGAGAGGAGGAGAAGAGGAGGAAAGAACAGUCGUCCAUUAAACAUAUGCACCACUUCAUUUCCUCUAAGCUGGGGGUGACUGUCACUAGUGGGGACAUGGACGCUGGGGACGCCGCGUGCGACGAGACGGUGUGCGAGGCGCUGGGUCGCUUCGAGGCCACGCUGGCGGCGGCAGUGCGCGAGGUGCACGUGGACGUGAGUGCCUUCAAGCGGGGAGUGGAGCAGCGGGUGGACGAGGCGUGCCAAGCCCAGAAGCCCCUGGCCGAGGCGAUGCAACGGCUGACGCAGGAGAACCUGCAGCUCCGGAGUCAGCUGGAGGUGCUGGCCCGCCUGAUGGAGGGUCUGACAGGGAGAGGGGUGGACAGGAGCGCCCUGGAGGAGAGGGACAGUAGGGGACAGAUCCCCAUGACUUCGUCCCAGGGGAUGAUGAACAGGAGCCAGGGGAGUCCCUCCACCAUGGUCCCCACUGGACCAUCAGAGUCUGGUUCUUCUGGUCUUGGUUCUGGUUCUUUUGGUUCUGUUGCCUCUAGUUCCACAUCAGCCCAUCUCUCCAGCAGAGAGCCCAUUGAGGACAGCAGCAUGGUUAAUGGUCACAAAGGUGUUGACAAAAUGGAAGACAAAAAUGUUGCUGCUGUGUUGGAGAAUGGACAUCACAAAGAGCAAGUCAGUGGUCAGGCAGCAGAGAAGCACAAGCCUCAUCUCCCAGUCAGUGCCAUGACCAGGACUUGUCCCGAGUCACCAGCUGGCCCCAGACGAGCCUCAGUGGAGCUCAAGUCUGCUGGUCAUUUAUUAGCAUGUGUCACCUCACCCAAAGCAAGACCAGAUGUUUUGUUUAAAUCUGAUGACUCAUCAUUCGGCGAGCCACAUCUUCCCUGCACUGCCAUGACCAAAACAGACUCCCCAACUGGCCCCAAACCGCCAGCACAAUCUCCUUCUUUGGCCCGAAAGUCUCCUGCUCCAACACCAAAGUCUCCGACCUACCCAAUAGCUGACAUCACCACUCCCAAAACAGCACUUGAUGCUCUGUUUAGUCCUGCACCAGCAUUGAAGAGAGAGACCCCUGUAUCAAUGCGUACAUUUAACCUUCCAGGCCUAUCACAAGGAUCAGAGAGUUUUUCUGGACAACAAACGCAAGUGAGGUCACCAGUCAGCAGUCUUGCAGUGCAGAAGGAGAACACCACCCCUGUAUCUCUGGCCCCGCCCCAUACCCCUGUCAGUGCCUUGAGCAGAACUAGCCCAGAGUCACCAACUGCACAUGCCCCAAAUCAGUCCUCUGCCACCCCAUCUUGGUCUCCUUCUGCCGCAACUCAGUCCCCUACCACCCCAACUCAGUCUUCUGCAGCCCCAACUCAGUCUCCUGUAGCCCGUCCAUCUCCUUCCCCUGCACCCAAAACACCUAGUCAACCAGUAUUUGAGAAGACCACACCCAAAGCAUCGGGAGAAUUUCCUUUCAAACGUGGUGAACGUGUAGCACCUGCAGUUAAGGCAGCGAGCCCGAGUCUAACGCGUAGCAUGAGCUUCCCAGCAACCACAGAAAAACUCCUACCCCCCAGAAAAGUGCCUCCCUCUGGCACAGACAGGAGCCUGGACAAGUUUGGCGGUCCGGACAAGUUUGGUGGUCCAAAUAAAUUUGGUGGUCCGAACAAGUUUGGCGGUCCGGACAAGUUAGGCGGUCCGGACAGGCUUGGAGGUCUGGACAAGUUUGGGGGCGGUGGGGAGCGGAAGCUGCAGAGAUCACAAACGCUGCCUCGCAACCUCGGGAUGCAGGGCAAACGGUCUCUGUUUGAGAGUUUGGCCUCCGAGUGUGACAGCAGGUCCAAGGCUGCAGGCUCCAAGCCCAAACUGCAGCGCUCUCAGAGUUUUAAUAGCGCCAGCAGCAUUAAGGCAACGCUCCUGGAGUGGUGCCGCUCCAAAACUUUUGGCUACCAGAACAUAGACAUCCAGAACUUCUCAUCCAGCUGGUGUGAUGGGAUGGCCUUCGCUGCGCUGGUCCACUCCUUCUUCCCCCUGGAGUUUGACUACAACACACUGAACUCUGCCAAUCGCAAACACAACUUUGAAGUGGCCUUCACCACAGCAGAGGAGCAAGCUGACUGUGUGCGUCUCAUAGAGGUAGAGGAUAUGAUGGUGAUGGGUAACAAACCAGACCCCAUGUGUAUCUUCACCUACAUCCAGUCACUCUACAACCACCUCAAGAAGUUUGAGUGACACUCCCGUGCAGAGGCGACCACCCCUAUCACCAGCCACACUGACACGUCGUCAGCGAAGCAAAGCACUACUCGCUACUUGGUUCAACUCUUGAUAACUGUAUAUGACGAUUGUGCUUGUACAAUUCUAUUUGAAUUUGUCUUGUCAUGUAAUAAUGUGCUGUGCAUAUGGUUUGGGGCUCUUAUUUUGCCUCCUUUAGAAAAUAGAGGUAGUGAAUUUGGGAAAAGAUUGUAGUUUUACAAAUAUAUUUUUUAACUCAGAGAGCCACCUGCUGGUUAAUUUCUAGUGGUGUAAUUAGGAUACAAUGUAGAUCAUAAAAUAAAUUAAACAAGAUCUAUAAAAUAGUGUUUUUCAAGCAUGAAGCUAGCAAAACAUCUGAAAGACAUAAUUUAAAAAUCAAGUUGCAAAGAAAGUGGGAAGAAAGUGAAAAUGAAAGAAGUGUAAAUGCAAAGAAAGGUGGCAGGAGCAACUUGUUAGUUGUACGCACUGGUCUAGAAUCAGUUGGGCCUUCUGCUGAUGCCAAGGGACUCAAGGCAUUUUCAAAGGAAUGUCUUGCAGUGAGAUCAUGAUAUUUACAGGUAUGUUGAUGUUUAAAAGGCAUUUCUAUGUAAUAAAAAGUCCAGAUUGUCAGUGUUACAAAUAAAUAGCUGUAUCUACAAUUUGUAUUCAAUGUCAAUCAAAUGUAAUGGCUGAGUGUUUAUUUCAACUGUAUUAAAAUAAUAGUGAUGUACACUAUUUUUAUCACUGUC